Microplitis mediator is the source of this 1506-nucleotide messenger RNA. RefSeq names its product general transcription factor IIH subunit 2 (gene Ssl1). Lineage: Eukaryota; Metazoa; Arthropoda; Insecta; Hymenoptera; Braconidae. The record is from RefSeq and is a predicted model, not a curated record. Gene Ontology annotation, cellular component: transcription factor TFIIH core complex; transcription factor TFIIH holo complex. The coding region runs from base 175 to 1383 and encodes 402 amino acids. Gene Ontology annotation, biological process: DNA-templated transcription; regulation of transcription by RNA polymerase II; nucleotide-excision repair. The transcript is spliced from 7 exons. Gene Ontology annotation, molecular function: zinc ion binding.
CAAUUUUAUAUUUUUGUUGUCAUCAAAGUGAAAAGUCAAAAACAAAAACUCCAUUUAAAUUUUUAAAAAUUGUUUAUUUACUUUUUAUAAAUUUAACAUAAUUAAAUAAUUAAAUUUUUUCAGAUAAGUGAUAAUUCUGGUAAUAAAUUUUUUUAUUAAAUAAGAUAAAUAAAAAUGGCUGAUGAAGAAAAUGUAAAAGAGUACCGGUGGGAAACCGGCUACGAGAAAACCUGGGAGUCGAUACAGGAAAAUGAACACCGAGGUAUUGACAUUUCCGUGGCGGAUAUUAUCCACAAGGCGAAAAGAAAACGUCAGAUGGAUAAAACUGGAGGAGCGAGGCUGGGUAUGAUGAGACAUCUUUAUCUCAUACUAGAUAUUUCCGAAGGAAUAACGUCGCAGGAUUUAAAACCAACUCGAUUAAUUUGUACAGUCAAACUCCUAAAAGAAUUCAUUGAAGAAUUUUUCUAUCAAAACCCCAUAAGUCAACUGGGAAUAAUUGUUACGAAGAACAAGAGAGCUGAGAAAAUAAGCGAAUUGUCUGGAAAUAUUAAAAAACAUCUCAAAGAAGUCACAGGUUUAUUAAAUUCAACGCAACUCAUUGGUGAGCCAUCGUUACAAAACUCAUUAGAAUUAGCGUUAAGUUCAUUAAAAAAUUACCCAACACAUGCGAGUCGUGAAAUUCUUCUGAUAAUGUCUUCUCUGACGACAUGUGACCCAGGAGAUAUCAACAAGACUAUUCAGAGUUUAAAAACAGAAGGAAUAAGAUGCAGCGUGAUUGGUUUAGCAGCAGAGAUUUAUAUUUGCAAACAAAUGGCAGUAGUGACUGGAGGUGAACAUGGAGUUAUUCUAGAUGAUAAGCAUUACAAAGAGCAAUUAAAAGCUCAUGUUGAUCCGCCGCCAGCAGCAAUGAGACUUGACGCAGCUCUAGUUAAAAUGGGAUUCCCUCAUCAGACGAUAUCUUCUGGCACUGAUACUUCACUGAGUGUCUGCAUGUGUCACGCUGAUGGUACAGACGAGUCGUCAAAAUUAACGAAUGCUGGUUAUCUCUGCCCGCAGUGUCUUAGCAAACAUUGCGAAUUACCAGUUGAAUGUAAAUCCUGCGGCCUUACUCUGGUAUCAGCUCCACAUUUAGCUCGGUCUUAUCACUAUUUAUUUCCUGUCAAACAUUUCCAAGAAGUGACGUUUGACGGCACGACUCUAUUUUGCUACGGUUGUCAAAAACAAUUUAACGAUACCGAUAAAAAGAUUUUCAACUGUGAAAAAUGCACUCAAUCUUUUUGCAUCGACUGUGAAAUUUUUAUCCACGAGUCUUUGCACACGUGCCCAGGAUGUGCCAGCAAUGCGUCUUCUUAUCAGCGUUCCAAAGAAGAAAUUAAUACGUAGAAAAAAAGUGAUUAUAAACGCAAGUUUAUUUUUUUACUAAGUAUAUCCUAUGGAUAUUUGCGUGUAUUAAUUUUAAUUGUUCAAUUAAUUACUCAGUAGAUGAUACAAUAAAAAUAUUAAAUG